AAGGACUACGUUUCCCAGCGUCUAUUUCUUGCUUGUGCUGCAGUCCGUUGUUUUGCUGCUUAGAGGCGGCUAGUUCAAGUUGCCAUAGCACAGCGAUGCCUAGUUUUAUUUUUCUUUUACUGCAGCCAAAGUGGAAAUACUCGCGUGUAACGUAAAUGAGAAAUCGUUGUGAUUGAGAUGCAAAUGUUGGACAUAUCGAGAGGUUUGAGGUGGUUUUGGCAUUAUGCGUGCAUUAAGGUUUAAGUUAGCUUGCUAGCAUUCAGUUGUUAACACCUGUUGCAGAUCAAGCAAAACAAAAACCUGCAUUGUAGUUGAAUGGUAAAAUAAUCUUACUUUUUGGAUUUAACUAGCAAAACUCAAAAUGCCUCUGUGGGAUACGAGUGCAGUGUUUGUUUGGCAUUAUCUUCCCAGCCAAAUAUUUGGUUGUUAUUUCCACUUCUGUUGCCAGUAAGCGUUUACGACACUCUGGCCAAUAAUCUUCAGAUUUGCCUCCUCGGUUGUUGUCAAGCCAAGUAUGGACACAUCCAGUGGGUCGGAUUCGUACGACCGGCGAGGCCGCAGGCCGCAGGGACGUGAAUCCCACCGCAGACCGGGGCGAGAAAGGGGCAGAGCCAGUGGUCGAGCAGCUGAUGGCCGAGCAUCUGACAUCUCUGAGAAGAUCAGCACACUGUGCGACACUUUGCAGGACACCAAUAGGAACUUGACCAAGGUGGACCAGAUGCUGGGCCAGUACAGGGACUACACAGACGACCAGGCUCAGGCCAUGGCUUUGCUUCGGGAUAACUUGGAAGAGUCCAUCAGCCAGCUGCAGGCACAGAGGUUGAGCAGAAACAAUGCUCACAGUGCUUCCGCCUCCACUCUACAUUCUAGUGACCUGGACACCUGCCCUGGAUCAGAUGGUCAACACUUGCACCCAACGUUUCCAUCGAGAGACUACACAGGAGCAUCGGGACGGAGGAGGUCUCACACUGCCAGUGUCCGCUUCAAAAAUAGCAGUGUGUCAGGAGAAGAUAUCCAUGCUUUGCACCAGUCCUUGAGGGAUCUGCACUGCGGCCAACAAAGACUGUCUCUGGACCUGGAUCGAGAAAUCCUCCGGAGGAAUAGGUCCGAUGCUGACACCAGGCUAACAAUAGAAAGCCUGUCAGAACACAUGCCCACUUCACAGCGUCUGGACUCUACUUUGGAGAGACACAAUGUCCAAGCCCACCAUAGAGAGGAACCCGUGACGUAUAGACUACACAAUGCAGAAAAGGAGAAAUUUAAGAUGGAGCAGGAGCUGGAGAGAGCUAAAAGACUACUGGAAGAGUCAGAGGACAGCAGAGAAUCACUUGUUCAACAGGUGGUGGACAUGCGGGUUGAGCUGCAGAGGACCCGGAAAGAGAAGACGGAGCUUCAGAGGAUCUGGAGGCAGCCUCCACAGCCCAUGCAGGGCAACUACACUGGCAAAGAUGAGGGGAGAUUACGAGAUGGUUUAGAUCUGGAAAAAGAGGUUGCAGAAUUGCGAGCCCAGCUGCACAAGACCUCGACCAAUAGCGAGAUCGAAGAACUGAAAAAGGCCGUUGACCGCAAGGAGAGAGAACGAGUCCAGCUGAGUUUACAGUUGGAGGGCUUGUCUGCAGACAUGGCACGGCGGGAGCAACAGCAGGUGCGAAUGCUUGAACAACUGAGGGACAUACAGAGUCGAGAGCAGGCGGAGAGGACCGAGACCGAGGCGUUACUCCAAGAGAGCACAAGGAGCAGAGACGAACUGAAGGCCAAGGCCCAAAAAGCUGUGCGCCAAUGGAGGGCAAAGUGCAAUCGACUGCAGAAGGAGCUGGAGGAGGCCCGAGCCCACGUUCAGCUGCACAGUGCCAAGGCAGUACAGGUAGCCAAAGAGAAGGAGAGCUCCCAGACUCGUCUGAAGGCGCUGAGCCAGCAGGCUGAGGCAGCCCGCAGAGAGCUGGCUGAAAACCUGCGACGUUUGGCCCAGCGUGAAGAGGAGCUUCACCUCAAAGAUGUGGAACUGUCUGAGACCUGCCAGCGCAAGUUGGCUCUGGAGCAAGAAAUCCGAGAGCAGCCCAGCCAGCACAGAAGUUAUUCUAAGGUAAAAGAGGCCUCAGCUGCCCUUCAGACAGAGGCUCGGCAUCAGUCGGACAUCCACUCAAGACUGAGAGAAGAGAACCUGAGGCUCGGAGAAAAAGCUGACGCACAAGCCCGUCUCUGUCAGAGAGACCAGAAUAAGCAAGCUGAACUUCAAGGCAAAGUGACGCAGAUGACCUCAGCCCAUUCCCAGCUAGCACAGCGCUUGGCUGAGGAGGAAGCUUCCAAGAUGGAGCUUCAUAAGGUCUCGGCGGAGUUGCACGCCAAGCUGGCCAGGGCUCAGGAAGAACGGGACACACUAAGGCAACAGCUGCAGCUGGAGAGAGAGGUGCAUGAAAAAGAGCUGAGCAACCUGAAGGCCCUGAUUGAGGAUGGCAGGACAAAGAACAAGGAAAUGCAGGAAAUGAUCCAGGUUUGCCGUCAGGAACGGGAAGAAAUCCAGGCACAUCUAAGUGACUUUAAGGCAGGUGCAACGUCUGACAAGAAGUUGUGCGAGGCGCUGCGUGUCAAGUUGGACAGGAUGAAAGAUGAAUGUGACAAGCUGGCUGCACAGCUGAGCACAAAAGAGGAUGCGCAUGCACUCCUCCACAAAAAGUACCAACGACUCAAACUGGAACUGGAUGAAGUGAGGAUGAAUGAAGGGAGACGUGUCUCGGUUUCAGAGCUUGUAAAGCUGGAAGAGAAGGUGGCACAGAUGGAGGCAGAACACGAGGAGGCUCUGUCCUCCAUUGGUGAUGAACUAGAUGUAGCACUUCAUGGAAUCGCCAGCAACGGUGAAGACGACUUCCAGGCAACCAAGAAAGAUGGAUUCGUAAAAGAUCCCUCUCUUUGGCUAGCGGAGACAAAGUCCAAGCUACGGCGGCUGCAUGGGGAGGUUCAAGAGCGAGGCACAAGAGAACAGCACCUUCGGAGGCAGAGCCAACACACCAGGGAUGAGUUGAAAGCACUGAGGCACACCCGUGACGCAGACAGAGAUGCGCUCCUGCAGCGUCUGGAACAACAAGAGAAGCUGCUGCACUCAAUCAGCACUGAAAAGAAAGAACUGUUGGAGGGGAGCCGCAGGAAAGAUGAACAAAUGCGGAGCUUACAGGAUCGUGUUUUGGACCUUGAGCUGAGCACAAAAGCAGCAAUGGAAUAUUGGAAAUCCAUGACACAGAAACAAUAUCUGAUGGACAAUUUCAAGGAUUUAGAGGAGUCCCAACGGCAGAAGGAGGUGGUUGAGCAGUGCUACACCAAACACAAAGAAAUUGUCUGGGACCUGCAGCACCAGCUUGAUGAAUCCAACCGCAAAAUCCAGGAGUACAGAGAAGAGAAACUGGACGCCUCUUCCAGGAGCAUGAGAUUAGCUGCUAUGUCUUCCUCCAUGAAGAGCCCCGACUCAUUCCUCAGUCGCUCUGUGAAAGCUGACACGAUAUCUCCACACAAACGCCUAACCAGUUCUGACCUCGACGACACUGCAGUCAUCACGGCCCGAUUCCUUGCAGAUCCUUGACAGCUCGACCGCAAGAUUUUGUCUGCAACACACAAACAAACAGAAAGUAACUAAACCGCACUUGGAGGUCUCAACCCUGAAUGCUCCUCGACUACCUCCAACAUACAACUAGCGGUGGUGCCAUCACUCAAAUAAUUAUUAUUUACUUAUAACAGUGCCUUUUUCAUGUUUUACACAGUAUGCCAUGAUGAAACUCCCAUCAAAAUGUUGUAGUUUAUGUAUUAUGUACUGUAUAUUUGUAAAAGAAACACCGAGCACCUGAAGUGUAUUUUUAUGAACUGUGAAAAGGUGCAAAUAAAUCUCUUUUAAAAUAAGUAAGUCUUGUCUCGCAGCUGCAGAAAGAGAAUGCGGAAAGAGCAGGAAGAAUGCACAGUGUGCACAUUGUGACGUUUACGACAUUGACCGCCAUGCCGCUGUGGAGACAAAAUACAUACACGUGUAAAUUAGGCGAAAGUUAGUGGCAUUCAAAUUUA
This is a messenger RNA of Doryrhamphus excisus (bluestripe pipefish), 4044 nucleotides long. NCBI's taxonomy places the organism in Eukaryota, Metazoa, Chordata, Actinopteri, Syngnathiformes, Syngnathidae. The record is from RefSeq and is a predicted model, not a curated record.